Molecule: messenger RNA, 927 nt
Organism: Fusarium musae
Lineage: Eukaryota; Fungi; Ascomycota; Sordariomycetes; Hypocreales; Nectriaceae
Exons: 2
Coding region: 1-927 (308 amino acids)
Biological process (GO): regulation of gene expression
Cellular component (GO): nucleus
Molecular function (GO): protein binding
Source: RefSeq, a predicted model, not a curated record
AUGUCCAUCUUCCAGGACGCCCGCAAUGGGACCCUUUCCAAAUACAAAAUCGACACUUAUCUCAAAAAUGACCCCAACAUCCUUGAGUCCAUAGACCCCUCCACCGGCCUGACGCCUCUUGGUACUGCUGUCGUCGCUGGUAUUCCCAACGUUGUGGAAACCCUCCUCAAAAAGGGCGCCAAGGCAGACGCACCAUCCAGAGAUGGAGAGACUCCCCUACUCCUCGCCACUUGGAUGACGACCAAGGAGCGCCCCAAGAUUGUCCAGCUACUUCUCGCCUCCACUCCAGCCGGUUCAGUUGACAGCACUACCGACGCUGCUGGGAACAAGACACCUCUCAUGUUUGCCAUUCAGAAGCGCGACAUCCAGUCCAUCCGCAACCUACGCCGUGCCGGUGCUUCUCUGACCGUCAAGAACGCCGCUGGCACCACGGCUCGAGAGGACGCCGUCGCUACCAAAGACAUGGCCGUCGUUCGUGCGCUCGACCCCGACAAGGAGCGUGGCCUUUCUGGAAUGGUCACUGACAUGGUCCUCGCUUUCCUACUCUACAUCGUGGCCUGGGUGAAUGGUGCUCUUGAGGACGCAGUCCGUCGCGCAUCCGGCCUAAGCGGCCAAGACGAUCCUCAGAUUGACGGUAGAGUGAACAAAGGCCUCACCCCAAAUAAGAACCAGUUCCAGAAAAAUGUCGACAAGUAUGUCAACGAGAAUCCAGUCCUCAAGAAUUUCUUCAAAGACCGUCCCGACUUCAUCCAGCAAGUUGCCAAAAAGGCGGCGAAUCUGGAGAAGGAAGAUGAACCUCUUGGCGACAAAGAUACUCUUCCAAAGACCAUCAAGGUGUCGCUGCACCAGCAGGUGAUUUACUGCGGCAAGUCCUCCCAGGCCCAAGCUAUCGAGCUGUUCAACACUCAUCUCGUGAAACUCAGCUGA